UGAAGAGAAUACGCCAUAUUGAAUUCCCGUAGUAGGACUCACGGCAUUCUUGCAGCGACGAGGGCCAGUUUGUUAAUGGUCCGAAAUCGGUUUAAUGGUCAGUUUCGCCUCGUUCUGUAACCCCGAAGAGUACAGUGAGUCUCAUUAGAUCCGGGCAGUGGCGCAGAUUCAAAACGGGCUCGCUAACGACAGGUUCCGGGGGGGGGGGGUUACCAGGCUGAGGAGCUGAAUGGAUCCGAGGGUAGCUUGGAUUCAGCCGGAGCAGAAAGGACCUGCGAAUGCCUUAUGGAUGCAAAUCUGGGAGACCUCUCAGGGAGUAAGGACGUUCUCCGGUCACAAUCAUAACCACAGCCAGUUUGUGAGGUAUGCGACUUUGAUGGCUUUGAAUAAUGUGGCGGCCGCAGCGGCAUCGUGCAAGAGCGCCUGCAGCCCCAGCAACGGUAACGUUACAGGCAGCCUGAGUAACGGCAGCAGCCAUCACAGCAUCAUGAACUGCCCCGCACACAGCAGCAGUAGUACAGGCGGCGCGGCGAUUUCCACGCAGGGGACACUGAUGUCCAACGGGAACGCUCAGAACUCCCCACCCACGGCAAACGAUCCAACUGAGGACAAAAUACCGAACCCGAAGACGGGUUCUGUCUCCUCGUCGUCUUCACAGGAAUCUGGGACAGAGAGUCCCAUUUCUAGCAGCUCACUUCUAGAGAGGACUUUGUGUGGAAAUGUGGGGGGCGACUUUAAUAAAAACGUCGGCGGUGCCAAUCUGCUCUUCAGCCUGAGCAACAGCAUGGAAAAUAACGCAAACCUGUACCAUCAGCAACAUCAACGCAACCUAGAGGAACAACCGGCUUUUAAUUUGCAGCAGAUCUGCGCGAAGCAUCAGGUCCACUCUGCUGUACCCGUUAAUCACACACACAAUCUCCACCCGGGCCGGAGGAAAAGUGACAACAAGGCGAGCACCUAUGGGAUGAAUUACUUGCUUUCGAACUGCACUAAUGGGAAUCAUGUGAACACUUGGACGCCGUGGAAGAAGAGGAAAUACAGCUCUGGAGUGCUCGGACUUCACGAAGAAGUGAUGGAUUUCUACAACUUCAUGUCUCCCCGACCUGAAGAGGCAGCUAUGAGGAAGGAGGUGGUGAAGCGAAUAGAGAUGAUCAUCAUGGAGCUGUGGCCUACUGCGGAUGUCCAGAUAUUUGGCAGCUUCAGCACAGGGCUCUACCUUCCGACAAGUGACAUAGACCUGGUUGUGUUAGGGAAGUGGGACCGCCCCCCGCUGCAGGAGCUAGAGCAAGCUCUCCGGAAACACAAUGUGGCAGAACCUUUCUCCAUUAAAGUGCUGGACAAGGCUACAGUGCCGAUUAUUAAGUUGACGGACCAAGAGACUGAGGUCAAGGUGGACAUCAGUUUUAACAUGAAGAGUGGGGUCAAGGCAGCAAGCUUCAUUAAAGACUACUUAAAGAAGUAUCCCGUGCUACCUUACUUGAUCUUUGUGCUGAAGCAGUUCCUGCUGCAAAGAGAUCUGAAUGAAGUCUUCACUGGAGGCAUCAGCUCGUACAGCCUCAUCCUUAUGGUCAUCAGUUUCCUCCAGCUCCAUCCACGUAUUGAUGCCAGAGACCCCAAUCAGAACCUGGGCAUGUUGCUGAUCGAGUUCUUUGAGUUGUACGGUCGCCAUUUCAACUACUUGAAAACAGGGAUUCGCAUCAACAAUGGAGGUGCAUACGUUGCCAAAGAGGAAGUAAUGAAGACCAUGACAAAUGGAUACACGCCAUCUAUGCUCUGCAUAGAGGACCCGCUGCUUCCAGGUAAUGAUGUGGGGAGGGGCUCUUAUGGUGCCAUGCACGUCAAACAGGUGUUUGACUACGCCUACACUGUGCUAAGUCACGCCGUGAUGCCACUCGCCAAGUCGUAUCCCAACAAAGACUGUGACAGCACACUGGGGAGGAUAAUUGGAUUAACCCAGGAAGUCAUUGAAUACAGGGAGUGGAUCAUUAAGAAGUGGGGAGACAAGGAUUCACUGCAGACGGACAACAGAGCAUCUUCUCCCAAGGAGCCAGUUUCAGAGCUGGAGUCCUGUGUGCUGGGUGGUAGUGUUUUAGGUUCAGAGGAUCAGCAGAGGGACUCUGUGUCACCUCACAGCGCAGACUCUCCCAUGUCCAUCUCCAGCCCUAAACAGCACUCAUCAGCCUCAUCGGUUUCCUCGCUGUCUGGCUCCGACAAUGACUCUGAUUCUGCGUUGCCAUACACCCUCCCUCCACCAGCCAUGUCAGCAUAUGCGUCGUUCCCGGCCCUUGGCCUAGCCUUGCAGCCGGGCAUACACUUGGGCACCGGAAAACACGGCAUGGGAGGACACCAUCUGCUCCUUCCUCCAGGUUCACAGGCCCACGUCUCGCUGCCUAGUGGUCUAGCAAUGCACUCCAUGCCUGGCAGACAGGUGUGUAUGGACACUGGGCUCCCCCCCUUCUACCACAUGCCCCCUCCAGCCCAUGCUCAUAACCCUGCCCCCUCCAGCUCCCAGCCUCUGCUCAGCCCCCACACCAGCCACACACACAAGAGUGGAACAAAGUUCAACGUGAAGGGCUUCCACAACCCAGCGCCAGUGAACGGGGCAGCUCUGGCUAACCGUGGACACACACACACACAGUACCACCGCAACUCCUGGACACGGCGCAGGAAGAGGGACAGCCUGCCGGUCAGCCUCAGCAGAUAGAAACCACUGCUCCUCCCUUUACCUUUUGUCCUGCUCUUUUCCGUCUGCAAAACCCCGGUUUUCACUCAUCCCGAAGGGGGACGGUCGGGCACAAAGAGUUUCAGAGACCAGCUGAUCUCACUUUAUGAUGGCGGCUUUGAUGCAGUGGAGUAGCAUCCCUUUAGAUCUGCCUCUUCCUGCUUUCUGUUCCUGCACAGCCUCUUUUCUUCAAUAUUAUUUCCCUGUCAGUAUUGUUUCUUCUCACUUAUUUCAGUUUUUUUCGCUUCGUCGUUGUUCUGUCAGAAUCAGUGGUGACGGCAGUAGCAGCUCCACUUGACCUCACGCUGACCCUUGCAGCCAAGCUGCUUGUGGUUUGGUGUUACACUUUUUUUGAAUUUAUUUUUCACCACACUUAAAAACAAAAAUUAUUUUUUGUUUGUUUUGUUUUUUUGUUUGGUGCAAUAAUUUUUGUUUCUUUUUCAAAAUUAAAGCUGUUAUUUAAUUUUGCGGGUGUAUAUGUAAAGGCAUUUUAUAUUUUAUUUUUGUAGUUUUAAAUUUUGUUUACAAAACGUGUCCCUGGGUGACAUCUCUGGAGCUUAGGAGCGUUCAUCUGUAGGUUAUAAAGUUGUAAUGGCCCCAACUUUAAACCCCCCACUCCUCCUUUUCCUCCUUUCCCUCUUUAAAUGCGCUCAUAUAUUUUAUUUGGCAACAAAGGGGGUCAGAGAAUGGUUUGAUUGCAAUAUUCUUUCAGUUUUUCAUCCCACAUCUUGAGCCAAUAGCGUGGACGUUUAACUUCCUCCUGGACGCUUUGUCCCUGAGCCGAGUCAGUCUAAGAUGAGGCGGAUGGAGAGAACUGCAACCAGAAACCUUUGGGGGGGCAACGAGGAAAGGGGAAAAGGUGGAAAGCUGCAGACCUACCUUGAGAUCGUGUAAUUCUGUGUAUAUCAUACUCAUGGGAAUGAGUAGUGAAUUUGUAAAGGGAAGCGUCCAUACAGUGCAGGAAGAUCCUGUUCUGCUUCUUUGCUUUCCUCCUUUCGCUACAUCUUUUACAGGGGGCGGGGGGGUCAGGGUGGGGGCCGGACAUGCUUUAGCUCGGCUUACUUGAAUUUAAAGAUCAAGAUUAUUGUAAAAGGAAUGAAAGGCCUCCUCACGUGUUAAAUCUGUCUCGAUAAUAGUUAUAAAUUGGUGUAGACCGUCAAUAGGAAGAUGCCCUGCAAUGAGGUUUUCUCCUUUCGGAACGAGUGAUAAAAGGAGAUGGAUGGAGGGUGGUAUUGGGGGAUCUUCCUGAACCACCACUCUAGGAAAAGGAAUUAUAUUUUUAAUUUCAUUCAGGAAUCUUGUGUAUAUUUAAUUGCCAGGUACUUCCGCUAAUUGUUUGCAACGCCGUUAUUUGUGGUUACUUGGAGUGUGCGUAUGACUUUUUCCGCAAGCGCGUUCUCACACACACACACACUCCAACAGAACUGUGGAUGGCUGUGACCCGAGCAGAACACUACACAUGCUGGUGUUAUUACUAUGCAAAAGGAUUCCUCUGAUCAUCACGUCAUCUGUUGUAUGUUCCCACGACAGACAGUUUGUUGGACUGACGCUCAGACUCGAGCCAACUCAUGUGAACUCUAACCUGCCCCUUUUGUGUUUUUUAUGAAGGCCCUAACGUGUUCUGAAGUCUAGUUUUCUACAUCUGUCGUACUUAAGGAUUGGGGAGGGGUGUUUAUGCCAGCGACUAAGUCUGGGUUGGUGUAGUGUGUGACGUAGUAAAAACAAUGUGUGUGAGAAAUUGAGAAUUUUGACUCGCCAUCGCAGGUUUUUAAUCCAAAAGCGUGACGGUUCAUGAGCAGGUGCCCCCGGAGAGCGACUUGCUCUCCUGCUGGCGCGCUUCACAAGGGGCCAAAGUGUCCAAAAACAAUUCUUGAGUUUUUACUGAGAUUUCCUUUAGCGCUGUUUACCUAUUUAUUUGUUUUUGUUUCAAAGAAAGCCUGGCAACUCCAAUCUAUCAGUCAAAGCUGCAUCUAGCAUCCUAUUCUUGUUACAUUUAACCAAAAUAAAAAAAAAAAACAACAAAAAAAAUCACAUUGAUGGGUGUUUUUUUUUUUUUCAUUCAGGGUGGUGAUCAGAAUGUUGGUUUAAAUGCUUGCCUACAAACUAUCCUCGCUAAAGAUAAGUCACUGGAAAAGGUGGAUGUAAUUGGAAAGGUGUCUUGCCCUGAGCCAGGAGUGAUCACAGGCUAGAAAUGAAAUUGAUGAAGGAAGGUGCUUCACUGGGUUGGAGUUGCCUGCGUCUUUUACAGCAGAGACCCUCAUGGAAUUUCUCUGGAAGUCUGUAUGGAUUCAAAUUCUGUGCAUCUCAGCGGUCCAAAGCAGCUCAUCUGGUUUUCCUCUCCCUCACCUCAUGGUGGUCAGUUGAACGGUUUAACAAAAGUAGUUUUAUUACGCUUUUCCUUGAUGUCCGCACUUGUUCAGAUUGGUGUUUAAUAAAAAAAAAAAGGUGAGCAGGAAUGAAGACGCAUGGAGAGUGACCUGGAUCGUUGAGAUUUACAUAUUGAUGUAAUGUGUAAUUCCCACCUCUGUUGGAACACAAUGAGGCAUUUUAAACGGACGACUGCUUUUGGCAAAGGAAACAUGGCAGCCCAUCACUAUCCUUGUCGGGUCAUGUGUUAGUGGCCCUCGGAUUGGACACUUGUCUAUCAGUGGCUGGAAGGGACUCAAUGCCCAGCUUUUAUUUUUUAUUUUUUUUUGACAUUUUUAUGUAAAUAUAUUUUUUUCUAUUUUAUUUUUUAAUAAACAUUUUAAAACUGCCA
Messenger RNA from Girardinichthys multiradiatus, 5480 nucleotides. It is a transcript of the gene tent4a, whose product is annotated as terminal nucleotidyltransferase 4A. The transcript is spliced from 13 exons. Lineage: Eukaryota; Metazoa; Chordata; Actinopteri; Cyprinodontiformes; Goodeidae. Gene Ontology annotation, biological process: RNA 3'-end processing. Gene Ontology annotation, molecular function: mRNA binding; poly(A) RNA polymerase activity. Gene Ontology annotation, cellular component: nucleolus; TRAMP complex. Bases 230 to 2704 code for a protein of 824 amino acids. The record is from RefSeq and is a predicted model, not a curated record.